CAAGGUGUGUAUUUGCCCUCCGUCUCAAAAAUCACUUUGGGUUUUGUUCGCGUGGGAAAUAGAGGGCCUUCUUCUCCGGCAAUAGAGGGUCUUCUUCUCCGGCCACCUCCCACAAUCUGGCUAGAGAGAGGCCAGCAUCUCUUGUUCAUGUUUGGGAUCCGGUUGUCCUAAUUGACGAAGAUUCUCUUUCACUCUGGCCGCUGCAACAAAGUUAAACUCUUCUCGCACCUCUAAGUGGGUGUGGGGUAGUGAUGACGGAGUGAUUUUGCUUUAUGUUUUGCGGAGAUCAAGGUCAUCACACAUCUGGAGAUUGUGCCGUGUUUCAGAGGGCUUGUCUGUUGACUAUGGCUAAGGUCACCAUUGGCUAAGUCAUAGGAAGCUUGAUCAUAGUUUGUGACUGAAUCCUAGCAAAAGUAGAUUAUUUCAGGCUUCUGGACAUCAAGGAGAAGAAUAGUUAGUUAUCAAUAGCUUUAUGUAACAAAAAAAGGUCAUGUGAGUGAAGCUUUGGUCGGCAUACCAUAAUGGUUAGGUUUUCAUGCUUCCAUGUUAACAAUCACACCCACAAGUCAAAGAAAGCAGUUCAGCCAUCUGUUGAAGCCAUUUACAAGAAGUUGCAAGAUUCUUCCCAGAUUCAAGCCCUUACUCAUUCUGCUAAAUCUAUGAGCUUAGACUCAUUAUCUUUGAACAUGCACAGAGAUUCUGAAAUCAAUGACAAUGCGAAGCAUGUUACAAGUUCUGAGCGUUGCUGGAAAUCUGAAGAAAUGAAUGGAAAACUUAAUAGUGAGAGUGGUAUAGAGGUUCAUCAGACUGGGCAUCUUAAGAAAAGUCAGUCUCUAGGAAGUGGAUUGGACCGGGUCUCUGGUGGCAUUGACACUGAGGAUGAGACGGAUCGAGGUUAUUCUUGUGACGAUUCUCAUGGCCACAAUGGUUUGGUUAUCCCAGUUGGCAGGAAGGAUCCAGGAAUAAGCCCAACUAAUAAUGAAUCAAUUUUCUCGAUUGAGGAUUCCCAGCAUCUAGAAAAAGUUGAAAAUGAAAAUUCCGAUACCCAGGUGUCUGGUGUGUGUGCCAUUGGCUCUGGAGACCAUACACCUCGUAACCCACCAGUGAUGGUCAAAUCAUGUUCUUUGCCCAACAUUGGUGCUCAUAUACCCACUUCUGAAGGAUACUCCCCUACAUACUUAAUUCCACACUCUAGAUCUUCAGAGGACCUCAUUGUCCUAGAUAUGGGGCAGAAAGAAUUAGUUCAUGAUGUUGAAAUCCAGGCAAUAAGGGAUGAAGAAAGAGAUGAUAAUGUAUUUAAAACUGAGAAGAAUAUUUGUGAAAAUCCUGUGGAGGAUGGUUGCGAUUUCUAUGGUUAUGUUAAUUCAGCAAAAGACUGGAUAAUGCCGGCUGUUGAUGAGGAAAACAUGGAGAAAAGCAUUCAAGGUGAAUCCUCAUUCAGCCAGUGGGAUGAUUUGCCUAAUAAGGAAUUCACAAUCAAGCGUAUCAGGGAAUGGGUUACUGAUCUUCAGCAUUUCAGCCCUUUGGAAGAAACAAAUGAAUUACCCGAUUGAUCGCAAGGUAAUAAAGGUUCCAGUAGUUUGACUGCUGCAAAAUUGGAUGAAAAGUUUACUCCUGGCAUGGAAGCAGCAAAAAGAUAUAUCUCUUCUUUGACCGCCACAGCUACCACAGCUCAGCUAGCAAAUCACGGGUUGGUUGUGAUCCCAUUCCUUAGUGCUUUCGUGAGCUUGAAGGUGCUUAAUUUGUCAGGAAACGCCAUAGUGAGGAUAACUGCUGGUUCACUUCCUAGAGGUCUUCAUAUGCUGAAUCUUUCUAAAAACAAAAUCACCAUGAUUGAAGGUUUGCGUGAAUUGACUCGACUUCGCAUACUGGAUCUGAGCUACAACCGUAUAUUCAGAAUUGCACAUGGUCUUGCUUCUUGUUCCUCUCUAAAGGAGUUAUACCUAGCUGGAAACAAAAUUAGUGAGGUGGAAGGUCUUCAUCGUCUCCUGAAACUGAACAUACUGGAUCUGCGCUACAACAAAAUCUCCACAGCCAAAUGCCUUGGCCAACUUGCAGCUAACUACAAUUCCUUGCAAGCCAUCAGCUUGGAAGGAAACCCAGCCCAGAAAAAUGUAGGAGAUGAACAACUAAAGAAAUGUCUACAAGGCCUUCUUCCACAUCUGGCAUACUAUAAUCGGCAGACUAUUAAAGUCAGCACUCUGAAGGAUACAGCAGACCGAUCAGUUCGAUUAGGCAUGAGCGCCCACCAGUUUGAUCGUGGCCUUAGAUCAGAACAUAAGUCUGUGCGGAAGGGUAGCCAUGGUGUAGCUUCUAACAAGCCUUCAUCUUCAGCAACACAUGGCCGUAAAGCAGCAGUUUCUCCAAAACGGUCCAAGAACAGGCAUGUGCGCCUGCCUCCACCACCAACUGGAACAAAAGCAACAGCCCAUCAGCGGCCUCAUCAUCUUGAUUUUGCCAACCAUUUUCUGGGCUUUAAGCCAGAUUCCUUCAUGCGAAGGAGCCGAAGUGAGGGGACUCUAGGAGCUCUCUGAGCCCAGUUCUCAUGCCAUACAGUCUGAUAACUCUCUGGAUUCUGGUUUAUGUGGGUUUUCUAUCAGCACUAUUUAUCCUUUUUUAGAUACUUAAUGUGGGAGUGUGGUUUGUUGGAGUCAUUUUAGUUUUUUAUAGUUGCAUUAGAUUUGCAGACACUGCAUGAACCAUGGGCAGUAUCCUCGGCCCUGUUUGCUAAUGUCUUAUCUGGUGAUUAUGAUUCGAGUUUCAUGAGUUUUCAGAUUCAGAAUUAAGUCUUUAAA
Vitis riparia (riverbank grape) is the source of this 2795-nucleotide messenger RNA. RefSeq lists its product as uncharacterized. Gene Ontology annotation, cellular component: cytoplasm. The record is from RefSeq and is a predicted model, not a curated record. Lineage: Eukaryota; Viridiplantae; Streptophyta; Magnoliopsida; Vitales; Vitaceae. Gene Ontology annotation, molecular function: protein kinase binding.